UACCCGAUCCGUCCCGGAAACACGAUUUGUUCCGCGCAUGCGCGAAACUGACGUCACUUCCUGUUAUCGGCGACGUUUUACGACAGUCUUCUCGACCUGGGACCAGCUCGGAAUCUGGCAGGGGUGCAUUUCUCGGCAUUACACCUGUUCCGGGCGUCUUCGAAUUUUAUCAUCAAAGACACAUUGCAAGCUUCAUUGACCCAGGAUCCUGGACUGAAAAAACAGGAAGAGACCUUGAGUUUUUUCCUCAACAGUCCAGUGGGGAUUCUUGUGGUGUCUACAUGCUGAUGUAUGCUCUCAGCAUCUGCACAUCAUGUCCCUUAACAUUCACAGAGGAGGAGGUGCCAUUGAUUCGCCAGUGGUGGUGCAUUAACCUCAUGGAAAGAUUUUGCCUAGAAGGGCAUGGACAGAGGUUUGCAUACUGGACCGAAGAAGCAUCCCAACUCCUUCAGGGGAUCGUUGAGCCUGUGUUUAGGGUGUCGAAAUUCACCACCACCAAACUGUCACCCAGCAGAAGAGUUGUGGAUGACAAGGACAUUGAUAAGGUGCAGCAGCCAACCAUUGUCCGAGACCUAAAUACAGCGUGGUACUGGGUACAGAAUCACAGACACUUAUUCCGUGGGGAGGUGACAGAGCCUGCCUUUUUGCAGAUGAACAGGGGUGAUCAACAAAAUGCCAUCAAGAACCUCUUGGGGGGUCAAUUCUCUGAGGCGAAGGAUGCCUUUUUGUUUAUAUUUCAUUACCAAGAAGACAUGGAAACAUUUUUGUCGUACUGUGUUGAUGACCAAGGCCUAAAGGUCAAUGCUAUGUUCUACAAAGAGAAAUGUAGUGUGUGAGUGUGUGUGCGCGUGUGUGAGUGAGUGAGUGUGCGUGAGAGAGAGUGUGCAUGUGUGUGCGUGUGCGAGAGUGUGCGUGAGCGAGCGUGUGUGAGGAAUGGAACAAAUGUAUAAAUAAAUUGAAA
This is a messenger RNA of Triplophysa rosa, 961 nucleotides long. RefSeq names its product structural maintenance of chromosomes protein 5-like. The record is from RefSeq and is a predicted model, not a curated record. The transcript has 7 exons. Lineage: Eukaryota; Metazoa; Chordata; Actinopteri; Cypriniformes; Nemacheilidae. Bases 282 to 836 code for a protein of 184 amino acids.